UUUUUUUAAUUAAUGUGAAAUUAUCAGUGACGAUUGCACUUGAAGCUUUGUAUUUCAAAUACAAAAAUUUAUGGAACCCACCAGCGUGAUCGACUGCCGGUCGAUAACAGGUUGUCAGAUUUAAUACCGGAAAUGUUGAUAACGGACAACUAGUGAAAUAGCAUUUUUUUGGCGGGAAGCAGAAACACUACUCCGUUUGCUCAUUCCAUUUGUCAAACCUCUGCAACGCAGAAAUGAACCCACCAAAACCCACCAACUCCUACAGGCUUUCCUCUCUCCUCCGUCUCCAGAAAGACCCUAAACUUGCACUGCAUCUCUUUGAGAACCCAAACCCUCAAAUACCCCAGCAACAGUUUCGCUAUUCCCUUCUCUCCUAUGACCUCAUCAUUACCAAACUUGGGCGUGCUAAAUUGUUUGAUGAAAUGGAGAAAAUCCUCCUUCAACUCAAAUCUGAAACACGUUUUGUCCCCAAAGAAGCUCUCUUUUGCAAUAUUAUCAAAUAUUAUGGCCGUGCACGCCUCCCUAAUAAUGCGCUCCAAGUGUUUGACAAAAUGCCUUCUUUUCGCUGUCAAAGGACUAUAAAAUCCUUUAAUUCCUUGCUAAACGUAUUCAUAAUGUGCAAAGAGUUUCGUAGAAUGAGAGAGCUUUUUGCAUAUCUUGAGAGACAUUUGAAAUCGGACGCUUGCACUUACAAUAUACUGAUUCGUGGGUUAUGUUCGGAUAGGAGAGUAGAUGAUGCAUGGAAGGUGUUCAACGAAAUGAGAAGGAGAGACCUUUUUCCUAAUGUGGUGACAUUUGGGACUUUGAUUUACGGGCUUUGUUUGGAUUUAAAGUUGGAAGAGGCUUUCAAGUUGAAGAAUUAUAUGGCUAAGGUCCAUGGGGUGUGUCCUAAUGCUUAUGUCUAUGCAUCGUUGUUAAAGGGGGUCUGUGGGCUUGGUGAGUUAAGUUUAGCUUUUAGGCUUAAGGAAGAGAUGGUUAGGGAUGGAAUCAAAUUGGACUCAGCGAUUUAUUCUACUUUGAUUAGUGGGCUCUUUAAAGUUGGAAGGAAAGAGGAGGUUCAUGGAAUUUUGGAGGAAAUGAAUUUAAGUGGCUGCAAGCCUGAUACUGUGACUUACAAUGUGAUAAUUAAUGGCUUUUGUAAGGAUAAGGAUUUCAAAGCAGCUUAUAAAAUUUUGGUUGAAAUGAUGGAGAAGGGAUGUAAACCAGAAGUCAUUAGUUAUAAUGUGAUACUUGGUGAGUUAUGCAAGGAUGGGAACUGGAGCGAAGCAAAAGAUUUAUUUGAAGAUAUGCCAAGGCGUGGCUGUGCUCCUGAUGUUGUGUCAUAUAGGAUUCUUUUUGAUGGGCUUUGUGAUGGGAUGCAGUUCAAUGAAGCAGCAUUUAUUUUGGAUGAGAUGAUUUUCAAAGGUUUUACACUUCGUUCUCCUAUUAUAUGUAAAUAUGUUAACAGGUUGUGCGAGGAGGGGAAUGAGAAUUUAUUAUGUUCAGUUUUGAAUAGUCUAGUUAAGGCAAAUGUAAUUGAUACAGAUUUGUGGAAAAUGGCUAUUGCUAUGGUAUUCAAGGACAAUAAACUCUCUAAUCACUCUGAGGUCAUUGACAGUUUGAUGAUAUCAUGAAUCAAGGUUUUUAUCUUCUGACUGAGAGUUCAGAGAUUCAUUGCAAAAAAUGCUAUGCCCUUUUGCAUCUCCUUGCUUUCCAUAUGGCUUGCAUUAUUUGUGGCUGCAUAAGCAUUAUAUGCUACUAUUUUUCUUUAAUAUUAAGAUUUUAUCUUUUGAUAGAA
This is a messenger RNA of Hevea brasiliensis (rubber tree), 1777 nucleotides long. RefSeq names its product putative pentatricopeptide repeat-containing protein At1g53330. The transcript has a single exon. The record is from RefSeq and is a predicted model, not a curated record. Gene Ontology annotation, molecular function: protein binding. NCBI's taxonomy places the organism in Eukaryota, Viridiplantae, Streptophyta, Magnoliopsida, Malpighiales, Euphorbiaceae. Bases 234 to 1613 code for a protein of 459 amino acids.